Penicillium lagena is the source of this 606-nucleotide messenger RNA. RefSeq lists its product as uncharacterized. The record is from RefSeq and is a predicted model, not a curated record. The transcript is spliced from 2 exons. NCBI's taxonomy places the organism in Eukaryota, Fungi, Ascomycota, Eurotiomycetes, Eurotiales, Aspergillaceae. Bases 1 to 606 code for a protein of 201 amino acids.
AUGCCCACACAGUCGCGCCCACGGAGGUGGGGAUUCAUCAACGAGGGGCCGUUGAAAGAAGCUCAAGAUCCUGACCAGUCGGAGCAGACAUCGACUCCCGCACAAGUGAGCUCCAGUGCUAGUGCGCACACCUCAAUCGUCGCAGUGCAGCCAGAGAACCUGCCUCAGAGCAAUGUGAUACCUGAAUCGAGGAGUCUCGAGGCCUCUUCGCAGAUCAGCGACUCUGGGUUCACAUUUUGGUCUCCAGAAAACACAUACUCGCAAACCAGGACCACCCAAACUGCUGUGCAGUACAGCGCCAAGGACGAAUCCGCAGUCGCGGGCUUAUUAGCACUGGGCACAGGCAUGGGUGAUGCCCAUAUAAUGGGGUCCGACUUGGGUCUCUCGGAAUUUGUUGCCUCACCGACCCCACAGGAAGCAAUUCGUGCUACGGCGAUGACGCAGUCUACGUUUUCCGGUCCACGCUCGUCGACCUUCUCACCGAGAGAAGUAGGCAACACAACCGAUUCCAAGUCAACGGAAGCUUUGGAGCUACUUCGCCACUACCGCUACGAAGUAGCGCCAUGGGUAAGAGUGUUGCCCCUGGAUGCUCAGAGUAGAGACUGA